Molecule: messenger RNA, 1163 nt
Organism: Populus nigra (black poplar)
Lineage: Eukaryota; Viridiplantae; Streptophyta; Magnoliopsida; Malpighiales; Salicaceae
Product: vesicle-associated membrane protein 721
Exons: 5
Coding region: 173-751 (192 amino acids)
Biological process (GO): vesicle-mediated transport
Cellular component (GO): membrane
Source: RefSeq, a predicted model, not a curated record
AAAAAAUACUACUCUGUAAUAAAUAAAUAAACAGACAAAUCCAGCAAAUAAACUCCUCUUUCUCUCCGAUCCUCUCAUCUCUCUAGUUUCGUAUCUAUUGUUGAAUAUUUGAUUUGAUCAUCUGAUCCUCUAGGGUUUUUUUUCUUCGGGAAAUAAAGGAGAGGAGGUGGAGAUGGGGCAACAAUCAUUGAUCUAUAGCUUUGUGGCAAGAGGAACUGUGAUUCUUGCGGAGUACACGGAGUUUAAAGGCAAUUUCACUGGCAUCGCUGCACAAUGUCUUCAAAAACUUCCCGCUUCCAAUAACAAGUUUACAUAUAAUUGCGAUGGCCAUACCUUCAAUUACCUCGUUGAAGAUGGAUUCACCUACUGCGUGGUUGCAGUUGAAUCUGCUGGCAGACAAAUCCCAAUUGCCUUUUUGGAGCGAGUUAAGGAAGAUUUUAACAAAAGAUAUGGUGGAGGAAAAGCAGCAACGGCUGUUGCCAAUAGCCUGAACAGAGAGUUUGGGUCCAAGUUGAAGGAGCACAUGCAGUAUUGUGUGGAUCAUCCUGAAGAGAUCAGCAAGCUUGCAAAAGUUAAGGCUCAGGUUUCUGAAGUUAAGGGUGUUAUGAUGGAAAACAUUGAGAAGGUUCUUGAUCGUGGAGAGAAGAUUGAGCUGCUGGUGGAUAAAACUGAGAACCUUCGCUCACAGGGCAUGGUAUAUUCAAAUUUAUGUGGUGUUACAGGCACAAGAUUUCCGACAACAGGGAACUAAGAUGAGAAGAAAGAUGUGGAUUCAGAAUAUGAAGAUGAAAUUGAUUGUUUUGGGUAUUAUCAUUGCCUUGAUUCUCAUCAUAGUGUUAUCCGUGUGCCAUGGCUUCAAUUGUUAAUUUCUCCUGGAUUCCACUGGAUGCUUCUCUUGCUGCCAAGAUUACUGGAUUGUCUUUGCUAAAUUGAUUCUGACGAUUUGUCCACGAGAUCUCUCUCUACAUGGUCAUUUAUAUCUUACUCCAUUCGCCUUCUGUUAGCUUUGUUUAGGAUGCGAGAGGUUUUGUGUUUUGAAUUUGGUUGUAUAGGUUAUAUGAACUCCCGAGUAGAUAAUUUUCUUCUCCUACAUGGUAUUAAAAUUUGUUUAAUGUGUGAUGAAUAUUGAAUCCCAGCAAUUUAGAUCGUCCUUUGCAAUGUUA